Molecule: messenger RNA, 883 nt
Organism: Antechinus flavipes (yellow-footed antechinus)
Lineage: Eukaryota; Metazoa; Chordata; Mammalia; Dasyuromorphia; Dasyuridae
Product: platelet glycoprotein VI-like
Exons: 5
Coding region: 60-797 (245 amino acids)
Source: RefSeq, a predicted model, not a curated record
CUAUUGGGCGGAGCUGGCCUCGCCCUCCAACCUCGUGCCCAGAGCAUCCCGGAGGCAGCAUGGAGCCCAGACUUCUGCUCCUGCUCUGGCUUGGGCUGAGCGCCAGGAUCCAGGCUGUAUAUUUCAAGGUCCCCAGCCCCGAAAUGAGGAUCCGGCCCCACAACAUCCUCCCGGUGGGCAGCCCCGUCACCAUCAGCUGCUACACGCCCAUGAUCGCCGACUACUUCCGCCUGAUCCGAUUGGACUUUUUAGAGGAGGGAAUCGCGGGCGAUGAGAUCCCGUCCAUUUACCCCGGGCACGAGGUCCACAUGUACCACCCGGCCAUCAGGCCCGAGCAUGCCGCCAGGUACUACUGCCAGUACCGGCUCAGCGAAUUCUGGUCCUUCCCGAGCUCCUACAUGGACCUGAUAAUCUCAGGUUUCUACAGCAGCCCGCACCUGGUCAUGACCCCCACCAAGGUCAAGGAGGGCGGCUCGGUGAGCGUCAAGUGCACUACGGGCGGCGAACGCCUAAUCAUCUGGAACCUGAUCAAGGGGGUGACGGACUUCCGGGGCUACGUGACGUCCGCCGUGGACCUGCAGCUCGAGGAGACCCUGAGCAACCUGAAGCCCAGCCAGUCCGGGCAGUACGCGUGCUACGGCAACAACGGCACCCACCAGCGCCUGUGGUCCCUCCCUAGCAACUUGGUGACCCUCACCGUGGGGGAGCAGCGGGCCUCGGCUCCCAGGGCUGCUCGCGGGACCCACGUCAGCCGCGUGUUCCUGGCGCUGCUUCUCCUGCAGAGCCGCUGGAUGUAGGGCUGCCCCGCCGGGCGGGCACUAGGAUGGAGCUGGACGUCUUCCCCACGCCCCCCACCCCGCUGAAUAAAGUGCCCCCAAAGGUG